This is a messenger RNA of Hippopotamus amphibius kiboko, 1925 nucleotides long. It is a transcript of the gene MLKL, whose product is annotated as mixed lineage kinase domain like pseudokinase. Gene Ontology annotation, molecular function: ATP binding; protein kinase activity. Lineage: Eukaryota; Metazoa; Chordata; Mammalia; Artiodactyla; Hippopotamidae. The record is from RefSeq and is a predicted model, not a curated record. The transcript is spliced from 11 exons. Gene Ontology annotation, biological process: protein phosphorylation; cell surface receptor signaling pathway. Bases 255 to 1676 code for a protein of 473 amino acids.
UGGACUUCGAAGGGAAAAGUCCGCUGGGUUGCGACUGGCGUCCGGUUGAGUUCUGCUCCGCCAGCGGAGCGCAGAGCGCACGACGCCAGCACCGAGCGCACGAGGCGCGGGGCCUCGGCACUUCCCCGGGGGUCUCGCGUUCGCAGACCUCCCACCCGAGAGGAAGGCAGCCGUCCGAGAAACCGAGGUGUCUUCCUGGAACUGCGCGCGGGACCGACUGCACGCCCUCAGGAGGCACGAGGUUUCUUCUAGGUAUGGAUCAACUGAGGCAGAUCAUCUCCUUAGGCCGCCUUAUCUACAAGCAGUGUGAAGAGAUGAAAUACUGCCAGAAACAGUGCUUGCGUCUAAGGGACCGUGUCCAUGGCCUGCUGCAGCCUGUGCAAAUGCUCUAUGACCAAGGAGAGAGGAACCUGACCACCCAGAUAGUCGAUGCCCUGAAACAUUUCCAGGCUGCCCUAGAGGAAGCUAAGGAGCAUAUAGAUAAGUUCAGCAAAAAAUCCAAUAUCCAGAAGUUUCUAACAGCAGGGAAUAACAGAAUACUCUUCAGUGGAGUGAACAAGAGGCUGAGAGAUGUCUGGGAGGAGCUCUCUCUGCUGCUUCAGGUGGAUCAACGGAUGCGUAUUUCAGGCAUCAGCCCAGGAGCAUUAUGGCAGCGGGAAGAUCAAGAGGAUGCAGAGGAAGACAAGAAGGUUAUCCAAGGACUGAGAAGUGAAAAUGAAUUUAUAGAAGUUUUAUUGAGGCAAUGGGAAAACAACACGAAGGCAACCAUUGAAACCGUGAGGAGCUGGAUGAGGUCAGUCUCACAGAAACCCACGAAGCUGCUCCCAGAAGAUCAAAUCAAGGAGAUUAAGCAGGAGGAGCUUCCAAAAGCUGAUUGGAUGCUGCUGAAGAAAAAUGAAUUCAGCACACUUUAUGAAGGAAGAUAUCACAAAUCUCCAGUGGCCGUAAAAGUAUUCAACAACCCCCGGGGCAGAGAUGUUGGAAUAGUGAGGCAUACUUUCAAUAAUGAAAUCAGAACCAUGAAGAAAUUUGAUUCCCCCAACAUCCUGCGUAUGUUUGGGAUUUGCAUUGAUGAAUCAGUGAACCCAGCUCAGUUAUCCAUCGUCAUGGAGUACUGUGAGUUUGGGACCCUGAGGGAACUGCUGGAUCAGCAAAAGGACCUCACCCUCGCCAAGCGCAUCAUCCUGGUCCUGGGGGCAGCCAGAGGCUUGUACAGGCUGCAUCAUUCGGAAACACCGGCAAAACUCCACAGAAACAUCAGCAGCACAAGCUUCCUGGUAACUAAAGACUACAACGUGAAGCUUGCAGGAUUUGAGUUGAGCAAAACACAGACUUCCAUCAGCCGACCAACUAAAGGGAAAGAAGCAGAGAGACUUGGUUCUGCCGCAUACAUCUCACCUCAGAGACUGGAAAAUGUGUAUAAUAAAUAUGACAUAAAAGCUGAAAUAUACAGCUUUGGAAUCGUCCUCUGGGAAAUCGCCACUGGGAAAAGCCCAUUUGAAGGCUGUGAUUCCAAGAAGAUCUGCGAGCUGGUAGCUGUGGACCGGCACCAGGAGCCAGUGGAUGAAGACUGCCCUUCAGAGUUGCAGGAGAUCAUUGAUGAUUGCCGUGCAUAUGAGCCCUCCAGGAGGCCCUCUGUUAAAGAAAUCUUAGAGAGACUGUCUACCUUUUGUUAAGCCAAGUAUUGAAACUGAAACUGAGUCCCUGAAGAAGAAGCUGGAAGAGCACAGCUGGGCAUCUUUCUCCCUCAUAUACUUCAGCAUGGAAUUAUUUGUGGGAGCAGGGAGGCAGCACUUCUCUGUUACAAACAAAAGACAACUCCAGUAAUACAGAGCCCAUCCUACUCCAAAUGAUAUUGUCAAAAAUACACCUCUGAUAGUAACUCUGAUAGAUGUUUUACAAAAAUGUAUCUCUCUCUGGAUCCA